CGAAUAGUAACAUACGACACCGCGGGUCCCGUGAAAGAACAUCUGGCAAAACUCCUUUUAAAUAGCUGCACCGCGCCGUCCCCAUCGACUGCAUCCUCACUCAUCAAUCAUCCUAGGUUUUCCAUCCCUUCGAAACCAAGCCUCUCACCAUGCAUCUCUCUCCACUACUCACCAUCGCUUUGGGAGCUUUGGCUACCAACGCGAUCCCCUUGGAAUCUUCUGCGGCCCAUUCUACGCCUGAAAUGAUCCAGGAUGGCCCAUUCCCUCUCGCCCGGCCCAAGUCCACCGCAGCCCCCCAAAGCGAGCUUCCGGCCACUGGCCUCGAGAAGCGUGCCGAUAAGUGUGGCGGCGGCUUUGGGUCCUACAACACAGCUGAUGCGAACGAGCUCCAGCGACAGCUGCAGAAUUACAACCCCGAAAAGUUGGCCUAUUUGCCUGCGUGGUCCUCGAUCUCAUGGAGUAUCGGCACCGCCAAAGUCUGCGCUAUCAACAUGUACCUUUCUGACAACACCCACGUCAAGGAAUGGGAGGUGGGCUGGGGCAUGGGAUAUGUUCGGGACAAGUGCUGUGGUGGAAAGUCAUCUUGCACCGGUGGGAUUUGCAGCGGACAUGGUGACACGGGCCUCUCCGUCGACUUCCGUGUCCAGAACUCCGCCAGAUCCUGUGAGUGGUGAUACAAAGGAGGAAGUAAGGUGCUAGUGGUGGAUGCACUUAAAAACCGGCAGGAGACCUGACGAUCUGUGAGCCAUGUUGCAUGGCAAAGACGUUGAAUGAUAGAGAGGCCAAAUUUCUCAAAUCAUCAUUUAC
Colletotrichum navitas is the source of this 807-nucleotide messenger RNA. RefSeq lists its product as uncharacterized. Bases 150 to 674 code for a protein of 174 amino acids. The record is from RefSeq and is a predicted model, not a curated record. NCBI's taxonomy places the organism in Eukaryota, Fungi, Ascomycota, Sordariomycetes, Glomerellales, Glomerellaceae. The transcript is spliced from 2 exons.